CGCGAAAAAUUCUCUGAAAUUAUCCCUUUUUCACCCUCCUCACGACAAUCUAUGCAGUAAGUCGAAGAGAAAGGGGGAAGCUGAAGUCAUUUCCGUCUAUUCUGGAUGGGUGAAAAGAUGAAGAAAGGCCAGCUGUGCUACCUUGUGUCACUGUGUGAUGCAGGUGCAGCUGGGGAAGGCAAACAUCAAGUAGUCUCACCAGUAGACUCACCUCCUUAUUUUUGUACAACAAAUAACAUGCAGAGUGCGGUUGUAUACCUCUCACAGGAACUACAGGGUUUGGGGCUCAACUGUGGCCUCAUAGAAACUGGAAGCCAGAAGGUGAACUUGGUGGCCCUCAUCAAUGCCUGCUGGGAGGUAUCGCGGCUCUACCGUUCUUCCGUCCAUGACUGCAACACUCUUCAAGAUCAGAGGAGAAGAGAUGCAGCAGAUAUGAAUCAUUUCCAAAACAGCAUAAGGGAUCUAAGAGGUACAGUCGAUGACAAGGAGCGACAAGUCUGUGAUGCACAAGAGAGGGAGAGGCAGGCAGUCACUGUUAACAAAGCUCUUGCAUCAAAGCUUAAAGCAGAGAAAGAGGAGGUGCGUAGACUAGGAAGCGUGUUGCAGCAAAGAGAAGCACAUCAUCAGCAUGAACUUCGGAAGAAGGAGACAGAAAACAGUCGUCUUCGUGAGAGACUACAUAAACUUGUAUCUGGGGAGAAGUCUUCAGAAACCAGAGCACCGGCCAUGACUAUUUCCAAUACACUUUCACGGUCAAAUCGAUCAAGAGCAAAGUGGAAAACGGAAGCAUCUGGAGUUCGGCACGAGGAGGACAUGCAUCGGAAAGUCCUCAGCCAGUAUGAGGCUUGGGUUGGGCAACUAAGCGAUGAAAAUGAGCAGUUGAAGUCGUGCCUGUCUUCCAUGUCUUCGCAGAUAUUGAGAUUAGCUUCCAAGUUUACAAAAAGGGAAACUCGACUGACUUCUGAAGAUGUGAAUUCCUCCAUGAACUCGUCCACAUUCAGCACCGACAGCCUUGAUGACCCAGUGUUCAAUCUGGACUUCCCGGCAUUCCGCAGUCAGAUCCAGCGGUCUCUGGAUGAAAACCUAAAAACCAUUACACAGGGAGUGGAAGAAAAAGUUGUGAAGGAUAAUAUUGCUCAAAAUGUGGAUUUGCAAGCAAGAGAGGAAGUGAAAACUCUUCGGUUGCAGUUGUCAAAAGUAAAAGAACAGCUGAGAAACCACCAGCAAUGUCAGAAGAAAGGUAAUGACGAUGAAAAAGAGAUGACGUUCCUAAUGGACGGAAGCUACAUAGAGGAAAGAGCCGAGCUCGAAAAGGAGAGGCAAGAGCUGGAGAAAGAGAGGAGAACUUGGCAACAGGAGAGAGAAUCAUUUGCUGAAGCUGCAAUAAGGUUGAAUAGGGAGAGAGCUGCUUUUGAGGGAGAGAAGGUAGAGCUUCUGAAAAGACAGUUCCUGCAGGACCUUCCCACAACACUCAAUGACCUGGGCACUGCAGAUGUGAUGACCAGCGGGCAUGAGAGUGGUGGCAGCCUUUCAAGCGGAAGCAUUGGCGAGGUAUUCUCGGACUCCCCGCACCGCAUCCUUGCUGUGCCAGAGAUCACUCCUCCCCGUGGAAAUAUCACACUGGCCCGGGGUUCCCAGCCAGUUGUGUUAGGGCCCACCAUGAUGCCCAAACAACGCAAUGAAAGGCCAGGCUAUGGUGGACACAAAGUUGUCUACCGCAUGAAGUCUGCCCCAGCAAGUAGAGCCUCAUCCGUCCCACGCUUUACUGAUGAAUUUGAGGGUAAGUCGCCCAGCCCCAGUAACAGGCCUCCCCACCCACGGCCACGCACUCUGGAGAGGAUGAAGCGGAAACCUCUCUCAGGCUCGGCUUCUCCCAGAUACCGGAGUCAGAGUCAGGGUCGUUUGGAAUUGGCCAAAGAUGAUGAUCAUGUCAAAAAGAGGGGUGAGUUCACCUCCCUUCCAGCCAGGAUCCAGGGAGAAGCCCUUUUACGUUCCCUGAGAACAGACGGCAGGGAAGUCAUUUAUCCGCCCAUUACAGUAGACAGAGAAGGGUUGAAUUACUUACCCGCAUAUUACCGUGAGAAUCCUAAGAUUGUGAAAAUACCUGAACAAAGAUAUCCCCAAGAUAAUCACAUUCAAGCUGAGAGGGAUAGAUAUGAAGCUGAAGAGGAUGAGGAACCAGUUGAUAGCAAGGGGCUCACACUUUUAGAAAAGGACCUCAUGAAUCUCAUGGUACAGAUUGGACAACAGCAAGGGGAAGAAAUAGCCUUGAAUUCCUUCUCGGAUAACAGCCCAAUGUACGAAGAACCUACCUUCAUGAGGAAGCAUUCAAAGAAAAAUCCAAGUUCUGUUCGACUCAGUGCUCCAGGGAGUUUAUGCUCAAGCCGUAGGUCUAGUCGAGACCUUAGUGAUGAUUACUAUAAGAAUAUACACAAACAUCUAAUGAAGAAAAACCAGUCAUAAUAACCUAAUAUAGAAAUUUGUGGAAUGAUCUAUUAUUAUUGAGAAGUGAAAUCUGCAACAUAAGCCAGUUUCUAAAAAUGUUUAAACUAUACAACUAAGAGUAAAUUUAGAAAUUAUUGAAUAUAAAGUUACAGAAAAAGAAGAAGAAUGGAAAGUGUGUCAUAUCCCUUUCAGUGUUGAAAUGAUGUAGUUCAGAAUGAAAAUGAAAAGUGAUAAGUAAGAAUUAGGAUGAUAGUUUGAAUAGCAUGCAUGAAAAAAGCUCAAAUUUUAUUUCAUUGGCCAGAAUAUUUUUGUGUGUUUUGGAGAAAAGGAAGAAGGAAAAAUGUAUGUUAGACUCAUCGCACAUAAUUCCACAUAUUAGUUUUUAAGUCUUGUCUUGCAUCAUAUAUCUUUGAUACUUUUAUAUCAUUUGUGAUCAGCUCAUUUUAUGUUGGUCUGUAAAUGCAUUUUUCCCAAACAAAAGACAAUUCAUAUAUGUGCAAGUCCUUUAUUUAUAUUUUUUUUUUCUUUACUUUCUUUUGCAAGCACUCAAUAUACUUCAUACAAUUAUCACUAUCCUUAUAUAUAUAUAUUUAUUAUCCCGCCCUCCACCUCUUCCUUCCUGCUCUUCCUGCUCUUUUCACCCUCCCAUCUUGUCUCCUGCCCCUCCCCCUCUUCCCAACCCACUCCUGUUUCUCCUUCUUUCCCCCUCCCUUUCCUCUCUCCCUCUAUCCCUAUCUUAUUUUCUCUUUUCAGCCCCAAGUAAGACUUGAAUACUUUGUAUAUUGUCUUCUUUCACAAUGGGAGUGAGUGUCUUGUAUAGCUUUGUGUAUUUCCUGAAAUGGCAUGGGAAAGAUGUAAUGUAACCAAUGGUACUUUAUGAUACAAGAUCAAGUCCUGCCCAAGCCUCAUUAUUCUAUGUGAAUGUACAAGGCAUAAUUUUCUUUAAAUAUGAUGAUCAGUUGUAUAGAUUUUGGCAUUUUGCACAAUCUUGUUUGUCAUGGUUGUUUUUGAAAGAGGAUUGCUUCAUUGUUUUGCAACAGAACUAGGAGCACCGUUAAUUUUAAAGUGUGUGAGUGACUGUUGGGAGGUGGGGUGAGUUCAAGGGCUUGCAUGUUCAUGUGCAUAUGUGUGUGUGUGUGUGUGUGUGUGUGUGUGUGUGCAUGUGUAUAUGAGCAUGUUCAUGUUGAUAUUGUGGGUGCUCAUAAUGUGCUUAUUUGCAUAUGUAUGGUUUAUUUGCUAUAGUUAAGUGUAUUUUAUUUUAUUCUUUUUGGCUGAAGAGUAAGUGGUGCAGUACUUUUCUAUUACUUUUAAUUGAUCAUAUGAUUCUCUGCUGUGUAAUAUCAGUGGGUCCUAGAAAUGAUGGCUAAUGCACAAUAGUAUUUGAUAUUCAUAAUAUUGUAAUAGCAUAUUUCUUUUAGGUGUCCAGUAAAGUUCAGUUAAUUAUAUAUUGAAUAUGACUGAAUGUUAAGCUGUAAUAUUUUAUGUUAUAACAAUAUGAGGGGGUGCAUGUUAAAAGAUGUUCUCAGACCAAAUGCCGCAAAAUGCAUUUUUCAAAUUUAAAUCAGUACCAAAAGCAUUGAUAUGUAUACAUUAGUACACUACAAACACAUGAUUGUAGUGCAUUAGUAUGACUUAAAUACAAAACAUUUAAUAAAUGCAUUAUUGGACACUUAGUCUAAGAAGCCUUCAUAUUUUCUUAUUUUGCCAUUCUUGUUUCUUUUAAAUGUUGAAGUCUUUUAUAAUAUCAUUACUGAGUAUGUAAGGACAAGCUUUUAGGAGUAAACAGGGGUUAGACUGUCAGGUAGGUCAUGUAUUUUUUAUUAAAGAUCACGAAGCUAUAUAUCUCAUAGCACUGUAUUAUACAUAAAUAUCGCUGUUAAAAAUGGUAUUCAUUUGAGAAAAGAUAGUUCAGGUUUAUAAAUGACAGGUAAUUAUGGAGACUUUCAGAGUGGUACUGUUAAUACCAUAAGAUAUGCUUUAGGGAAAUAUUUUAUGUAAUAAUUUUCCUGAGGAUUCCUGGAGAAGCAAAUGUGCAAUUCAUGCUUGAAUAGGUGCUUUUAGAGGAAUUAAAUUUGCACCAUAUUUUCCUUUACUCAUAUAUACUAGUCAGUCCGAGAGAGUGAUCUUGCAUACCUUUGAAUCUCAUUUCUAGUCAACAGAUGAAACUUUGUGAUGCUGUGGCAUAUCCUUGUUCUAGAUGCCAACUUUUGUGCCUUAGGAAACAUUUCAAGUUAAUAAAGUUUCAUGUUUAAGGUGUCUGUGGGUGUAUUAGUCCCAGAAGGAUGGGAUAAUUCAGAGCUUAAUGCGCACAGAAAUAGGAUUUACUUAUUUUUUCUAUUAGAAUACGUAACUAUUGAGCUUAAUUUCAUUUUAAUUAUUUGUUUACAAUAUAGUGAAACUACUUUUUAAAUGUAACUUUUGCCGUUUCCAUCCAUACCCAACAAUGCUAGUUGCUAUACAUUGUUCUUUAAGGUUUUAAGAUCGAUUUACUCAUACUGUUAAUGGACAUGCCAAUACAAACUUUGCUACUGCAGAUUUUUACUGUAACACGAACUGAAGAGUUUCCAGGAAUAUUUCUUAGAACUAGUGGUUGUAGAAAACUACAGUAAGUCCCAUCCUGCCUGCCAUUGUGUAUGGCAGAUAGUACAGUAAUUUUGUUUCUAAAUUUGAAUAAGACCUCUUCAUUUUAUUGCAGGUUAGCAGUUCAUUUACUGUGUAUAUCCUUAAUAGUUUUAUAGGAAUCUUUUUUCUUAUUAGUUGACUUUGAUAGUAAGAUAUGCUCAAAAAAUAUACACCUUAGGAAUAUUUGAAGGGAUGAAUAAGUAAUUCAUGCCUAAACAGCUCUUGAAUGAGUAACUUGUGAAAAGGUGUUAAGAUAAUCAACAGGGUUUCCAAUUUGGAUGCAAGUAGGUUCUAGCAUUCUUCCCUCCAUUCUCAUGUCGAGUAGGUUGUAGUAAUACAUGGUUGUGUUACUGUCUUUUAUCGUCUCCUGCAAAGUAUUGCUCAGCAUUUUCCCCAUGGUCAUUGUUGCAUUACCCAUGUUUAUUUUAGAGUUAGGAGACAAAUGUGCUUUAGAGCUAUUUUAUCAAACUAAAAUUACCUUCUGCUGAUGUCAUACUUGUUACCCAUGAUGUCUAUAUGUACAAAAUCAAGUGGAAUUCCAUUUUGACUUGGAUUUGUAUUUCUGGAAAUCCAUUUUUCUUUUUCAAACAUUUUUUGGCCAUAUAUCAUGUAAUUGUUAAGAUACUUGUCUUGUGUUGUGGUAACUUUGCAAUGCUCUGGUGUAUUUGACAUAGCACCCUAAGGGUUGCAUUAAGGAUUUUAAAUAUCAUUUCAUACUUUUUUAUCUUCCUUUUGUGUAAACCAGAUAUUCAUAUAAACAUGUGAAAUGUACAUUUUUUCCCUUUGUUGUUUUUCUCUUGAUUUUUUUUUAAACACAAUCUUAAAUUGUGUGGUUUUUUUUAUAUCCAAGUGGAAUCAAUAAAAAUCCAUUGAUAACAUGGCAUUUUAUUAGCAAAAUUGUUUUACAGCAGAGUGAAGGAAUAUGAUUAUUUUAUUAUCAACAAACAAUAAAAGCUGCUGCAGUAACCAUAGACAGUAGUGCAUCUUGGGUCUUGUCUCACAGCCACAACAAAAUCUAAAAUACUAGAAUGAAAUCCAUAGAAUCAUGAACUUGUUGAUGGUUGUGUUAAGCUUUGUUCAAUACCUUUUGAAUUGCCUUGCCAGUCACGGCUGUGAAAUAAGCCUGGCCUUGGAAUGAAAUUCUUUAGGUAAUUACACAAGAAUGGAACAUAUGCCCCUAGAGGCUCUUUGUAAGAGAUAUUUACAAUGGACAAAAGAGAAAAUGUUUAGAUUUGUAUAAACUAACAAUACCACAGUAGUAUACAUUUUUUUUUUUAUUUAAAGUAUGUCAUACUACUAUUCCAGAUUAUAUUCAGAUUGGAUAAAAUAACUGGAUACAUUCCUGAACAUUUUCUCUUAAGGAAUUUGAUAUUACACUUAGAAUUAGUGAGACUGUAACAUGAUACUGACUGCAGCAAAACAAAUAACUAUACAUAAUGUAUUACUAACUUCAUACGGACCCCUUCUACCUGGUAUACCCAACUAUUACAAUCUUAAAUUAUGAAUGAAAUUACAGUGUUUAACUUGAUCUAUGUAACACACCCAAAGAACAACUAAAAAAAAAAAAAAAAAAAAAAAAAAAAAAAAAAAAAAAAAAAAAGGAAGAAUAAAAAGUAAAUAAAUAAAACUAAUAAUAAUAAAACAAAAAUAAAUAAAUGUUUGUAACUAGAGUAACUACCCUUUUUCAGCUACACCGGAGACAUACCCUCAAAGCAGUAUACAAAGACAGGAAGACAAAAGUCACACUGUAGGGUAAGCCUGUAAGGAUGUUCUGAUGGAAUCAAUUGCAACUGAAGACUAGACAAUUAUGGAACAAUAUUUAUUUCUAAAAAAUAUGAAAAUCCUCUUCCAAUAAAAAAUGGACCCUUAAAAUGUAUUGCAUCAUAAAAAUGGCCUCCUUAGACCCAGCCACACCCUGCCCUCCCUAAAGUGACUAUAAUCCCCAUUAAUAAACCAGCAAUGAUUUCUUUCACGUGAAAUGCACUGCAUGUCAACUACAAGUCACUUUACAUACGUAAUCUUUGGUACAUUUAGCACUUUCUUUCAGUGCUUAAGGAUAGUUAGAGAAGAAUUAACUUCUUACAGUAGGGACAUUACACAUUAUUCAUUUGUUCUAGGCAGGGCACAAGACUGAAACGAUUGCAUGACUGUGAUACAUAUAUCAGUAUGUAUAUAGACCCAACUAAUCACCAAUGUAACUUUCCAAUUUUCUUUUCCAAUGGUUUACAGCAAAAAAAUAUAUCUGGCACAAAGGUGGGGAUCUGACUCUUUCAGGCUAUGACUGCAUGAUAUGUGUUGGAACACUAUAAGCCACAACAAAAAUUUUUGACAUUUGAUAUUUAUUGGGUUAAUUUUUUUUUUUUUUG
Messenger RNA from Penaeus chinensis, 7433 nucleotides. Its product is annotated as afadin- and alpha-actinin-binding protein-like. The transcript has 13 exons. The record is from RefSeq and is a predicted model, not a curated record. Lineage: Eukaryota; Metazoa; Arthropoda; Malacostraca; Decapoda; Penaeidae. The coding region runs from base 106 to 2463 and encodes 785 amino acids.